UGAAAAAUGGUAUAAAUAUACAGUAAGCGCAUUGUUUCAAACAAUAUUAGUUAUCAACUGUAAAAAUGUUGUCUUUAAUUAAAUUAUCACCAAUUGUGUUAUGCCUAUUGUUAGUUUGUCCACUAUUGGUACAGUCGGGCAGAUACGGCUGUUUUACUCCAAUUAAUGCCAUACCUGGUUGUGUAUGUGCGUCAAUCUUUAGUACAGUCGACUUUACAUACAAAACCACUCUAACGUGUAGUGGAAUACCGCCCGCAAUAACUAUAGUCCAAUUGAAGGAAAACUUGAAUAAACUAAACGGUUAUGACAUCGACGACCUAAUUAUUAAUAACUUUCCUCUCAGUUCAUUACCCGGCGAUGUAUUUGACGAAAAAACAAUUAUUCGGCGAAUUAUUAUUAAUAACUCACCAAAACUCGAGGCAUUUGGCUCUAAAGACAACUCAUUUUUUUCAAAAAUAGCAACAAAUGUCGAAUCAAUUAUUAUAGCCAACAGUCCUAAUAUACAGAGAGAACAGUGGCUAAAAUUGUCCGAAGCUCUGGCUGGUGGGGGUGGGGUUGAUGAUGGUACUAGAAAAAGUACACGAGCAGGUGGUCGGCUCAGGGAUUUGGUGAUCUACAAAAAUAUCAACUUUGAUGUCGACAAUUUAGCUGAUUUCGAGAAAGUUGCCCCAACUAUUGAAAGAUUGAUACUAAAAGGCACCGGUAUUACUAAAAUUACUCCCGAUUUGACUUCAUUUUCUGCCCUACGCUAUUUGGACAUAUCGGAGACGCCUAACUUGAAAACGUUUGAAUUAAAGGUAGAACUGCCCGUUACAUUACAUACUAUUAAUCUUAAAGGCACGAGUAUAGCAUAUUUUGAAAAGGACUCACACAAAAAUUUAGGCAAAGCUUUAUUUGUUGAUAUAACCGGUAGCAAUAAACUAGAUUGCAAUUGUGACAAAAUUGGCACUGAGAAUAUUAAUGUAGAAGCAUUUAUUAAACGUUUUGAUGGGGCUAAAUGUGGAAUACCAUCUCAAUUGGUUAACCAACCGUACGGAACAAUUUGUUUGGAAAAGAAUAGACAGUCUUUCUAUACAAAACAAUUGGGUUACAAACCGUUGUCAAUGUUGGCUAAAUUUAUUAACAAUUAAACACAAAUAUUUUUUUAUUAUUAUAAAAUAUAAUUAA
Oppia nitens is the source of this 1167-nucleotide messenger RNA. RefSeq lists its product as uncharacterized. Lineage: Eukaryota; Metazoa; Arthropoda; Arachnida; Sarcoptiformes; Oppiidae. The transcript is spliced from 3 exons. The record is from RefSeq and is a predicted model, not a curated record. The coding region runs from base 66 to 1130 and encodes 354 amino acids.